Penicillium bovifimosum is the source of this 429-nucleotide messenger RNA. RefSeq lists its product as uncharacterized. The record is from RefSeq and is a predicted model, not a curated record. The transcript is spliced from 2 exons. Lineage: Eukaryota; Fungi; Ascomycota; Eurotiomycetes; Eurotiales; Aspergillaceae. Bases 1 to 429 code for a protein of 142 amino acids.
AUGACUCCGCCGAUUCAUGAGAGUGAAGGAUCAGUGUCUGGAUCACUGCCUCCCACUCGCGGCAAUGUGAUGCGCCGCCGGACUACACAGCUUCAGUCUGAAUACACCCCGAGCCUGGGGACUGAUUCUCACCAGGCCCCUUCCAGGAUUCCUCCACAGCUCCAGCGAACAACGACCAGCUCCACUGUUGGGACAGCCCUUGACUCGGGAAUCCCUGGCGAUCUUACCAUUGGAAGUUCGCAACCUGUCAUUGGAACCCAGGCCUCUGAGUGCCCCAUCGCAGUUUCCGGUGGAAGCCAGCCACACCUCUGCCAAUACAGACCCCGUCUACAGCUAUUCUCGAAGACAACCAGGCUGAUUCAAUAUUUGGGCAAACGGAAGAGAAAGAAUCGGCAGCGAGUUGCGGCGCCAAACACCGAAUACCCCUAG